Molecule: messenger RNA, 5621 nt
Organism: Oncorhynchus kisutch (coho salmon)
Lineage: Eukaryota; Metazoa; Chordata; Actinopteri; Salmoniformes; Salmonidae
Product: zinc finger protein 280C
Exons: 20
Coding region: 322-3279 (985 amino acids)
Biological process (GO): regulation of DNA-templated transcription
Molecular function (GO): RNA polymerase II cis-regulatory region sequence-specific DNA binding; DNA-binding transcription factor activity, RNA polymerase II-specific
Source: RefSeq, a predicted model, not a curated record
GCGGAGUAAACACUAAUGCUUCGCCUCUUCCUAUGUUUGUCAACAGUUGCCACUUCCACAAAGUCAUAAACCCUGCCUAUUUCUAUAAUUUAUCUUCUUAAAAUGUGAUGUUAAACCAAACCACACUGUUAACUCUAACUAAUUGUUGUUUUCAUAGAUGUUAACGAUACAGCUAAUUUUGAAGCAGUGGUAACCUUCCUUUCAGCAAACCCCACAUUUCCCAUCAGCCACCACAAUAUUCACAGGCGCUCCAUUGAAGGUAUUUCUCAUUUUGUACUAAGGACUAACCACUCAGUUAAACGUUAGAUUAAAAGCUUCGCAAUGUCCGAGCUUUUUAUGGAAUGUGAGGAAGAGGAGCUGGAGCCAUGGCAGAGACAGACACCCGAAGUUAAUUUGUUGGGCGACGGUAAACAUGAUGACGACGACGAUGAACCUAUAUUUGUUGGGGAGCUUAGUACUUCAAAGGGCACCAUUAUUAACACCAGACCAACAAACAACCAAAGAAAUGUGAAGACCACCCCAGUUCAAAGUGGUGGAGUUGGAAGACCAAGAGCCCCUAGGAUGAUAAUGACACACAACUCCCCCCAAGCUCAUCUCACUCGGGGUCCAGUUCCCCACAACAUCAUAAUUCCUGGGAAAGGGUUGAACAAUGCACCUCGACCCUUAACAGCAGUACCUCCACAGCCCAUCAUUAUCAACAACCAGGGUUACAUUAUGACCACACCACAGUUAUCAGCCAACUCAGCUUUCCUUGCUUCCCUUGGGAAACAGUAUCCCCCUGGGACAUCUUUCACUGUGGUUCCAGCAGGCCAGCAGCACAUUCUGCAGCAGAUGACUCCAGCAGCAGGCCAGCAGCACAUUCUGCAGCAGAUGACUCCAGGGAAGCUUUUACCUGGGGUUAUCCACAGGCCUCAAGUGCACAUGAUCCACAACAACGUAGUGACCUUGUCCAAUGUGCAGGGCCCCGCUGCAUUGUCUUCCCAGCCCAACCGCUCAAAUUCUACCAACCUCCAGAUUGUGUCCCCAGUUAUUCAAGCCAAAGGCAACAGCUGGGACUAUGGCAAACGAGGUUUACCUCAAGACCAAAACAGCACAGCUAAAAAAGCAAAGCAGGGCAUAGGGUCUCCCCACGCCCAGGAGAUAUUAGAAAAUGGAGCACGUUUUUGUAAAAAAUGUCCAAAGUGUAAAUUUGAUUUCUACCAACAAGCUGCCAUGAAAGACCACAUGGUGAAAUGUUGUCCUCACCUGUUGGAGUGUGUCUUCCCCUCAACCCCAAAGUCUACUUACCUUUUUGCAAGCAAGCGCAUCAUGCUUGUCACAGACUUCUACUAUGGUAGAUUUGAGGGAGACAAACCAAAAUUGCAGCAGCAGAAGACCCCAUUUACCUAUAAGUGCCAGAGCUGUUUGAAAGUACUCAAGAACAACGUCAGGUUCAUGAACCACAUGAAGCACCAUCUGGAGCUGGAGAAGCAGAACAGUGAGAGCUGGGAAAGCCACACUACCUGCCAACACUGCUACCGGCAGUACUCAACCCCAUUCCAGCUGCAGUGCCACGUUGAGAGUGCCCACAGCAUGGUCGAAUCUUCAACCAAUUGCAAGAUAUGUGAAUUAGCCUUCGAGUCUGAGCAAGUGCUCCUGGAACACAUGAAGGACAACCACAAGCCUGGCGAGAUGCCCUAUGUCUGCCAGGUGUGCAACUACCGGUCUUCAUUCUUUACCGAUGUGGACACACACUUCCGUACGGUGCAUGAAAACACAAAGGAUCUCCUUUGUCCAUUCUGCCUUAAAGUUCUUAAAAGUGGUCAUGUCUACAUGCAGCACUAUAUGAAGCAUCAGAAAAAAGGAAUUAAUCGUUGCGGGAAAUGCAGGCUGAAUUUCCUCACCUACAAGGAGAGAGUGGAUCACAAGACUCAGCACCAUAAGACUUUCCAAAAACCCAAAGCUCUGGAGGGCCUUCCUCCUGGAACCAAGGUGACUAUCCGGGCCUCUCUGACCGGGCCAUCUCCCAGUUCCACCCAUGCUGCUGAAAAAUCCAGUGUCAGUGUCAUACCAGAGGUCUCAGGCAUGAAGGUAGCCAAAGUAAAAGCUCAGAGUAGUACAUCUACCACACAGGGCAGCAGUGGGGGUAAAGGCAAGGCCACAGUGAGCAAGAAGCUCCUUAAGCAGCAGAAGAACAACCAUGUGUUGCAGAGUCUCAGUAUUGGCGAAAGAAGACACACCUGCAUUGAGUGCUACUCGGAGAUUUAUGAUUUCUAUAGUCACUAUCCCAUGGUUGCAAUUUGUGGUGCAUGCAAGUAUCGGACAAGUUGCAAAACUUCAUUUGGAAACCAUAUGAUAAGGUUCCAUAGUGCAAUCUCAAAAGAGAGAUUCCGGAAAAUGAGGAAAAUCCCAGUUGUCCUAAGGAAUUUAACCCUUGUCUGUCUGAACUGUGACUUCCUGGCGGAUGCGCAUGGAACUGACCUCAUGAGCAAGCAUUUGAUUGACAGACCACACCACGUCUGUAAGGUCAUUCUAGAGAAAGGAGAAGGUGGUGCUGUAGAUGACGGCAUUAGAGGAAAUAAGCAAGGGAUGUCUACUCUGAUGUUCCCUGAUAUCCAGAAUGCUGAAACUGCCACAGUGAGUGGCGCUUUUGAACAAUUGCACAGUAUUCCUAGAUUUGAGACCUCCAAUGUCUUGAUGAUCACCCCAGCUGCUGAAAGAGGGGAUGGGCCAGAGGUAAUGCAUGUUCAGACCCAAGAGUCAGGAAGAGGUGAUGUUAUUCUACUAGACAACGAUGAUGCAGCAGUUAACCAGCUAGUAGUGGCAGAAGUGCAAGGGCUUCCACAGAUCUCUACAGUAGAUCAGAUCCAGGGAGUCACACAGGCUACAGAGCUAGAAACACCCAUGGAAAGUUCAGUCGAGGAAGACCAGUCUUUGCAGUCAGGGCCCAUAGUAAGUGAAACACUCAUGGAAAGCUCAGUUGAGGAGGAGCUGAGGGAGGAGUGGGCUUUGCAGUCAGCUACCAGGUCCCCCUCUAGUUCUUUGGCCUGUGAGUUAGAGGGGGACGUGGCGUGUUUGCAUGAGUCAUUAAGCAAACCGGAAUCUGUGAGCUUUGACGACAGUAAGACGGUCAGCGCUUCCCUGGAGACCAUCCCCCUAAAUGUAGACCAAGAGGUGAACAAUAUUGUGGAAGCAAAGGACAACUCCUCGUCCUCUCAAAGUCCAGCUGAAGUCAGGGCAGAGAACAAAGACAUUCUCUCCAGUCCUGAAACACUGAAGGAAUCAGCAGCCUCGGAGUAGAGAAAAGUGGACCGGAUGUAUUUUUAAGACUGCAUACUAUUGAAAUGUAUUUCUCUUCCCCAUUUUCUUAGUUUACUGUCCUUAACCAGAUGGAGAUAAGCUGAGAUGUGCUAUGUGUUUAUUAGAUUUGACAUUUGGAAAAACAUGUAUCAUUUUUUUCUAACAGCAGUGCAAGAUUUUACUUCUGUCAAACUUUAAAUUUGGUUGUAAGCUUUCAAUGAAAGUGAAAAUGGUACACAAUGUGAAUAAUUUGACUUUCUGUAGUGUGUCGAAAAAUACAAAAUCUGAAUGUUUAUGCUUUCCUUGAUCUAUGAACUUGUACUCAAGUGUGAAAAAUCAUGGAAAUAUCUUCUUGACUAUCCUUCCACUAGUAGUUAUAGGCCUUUUGUGUUUAUUUUGGAUACCUCUACUUCCAUUGACUUUUCAUUUAAUGUAUUUUUAAUAUACUAAACCCAGCAAAUCACUGUCAACUGCGUUUAUUUUCAGCAAACUUAACGUGUAAAUAUUUGUAUGAGCAUAAGAUUCAACAAGUGAGACAUAAACUGAACAAGUUCCACAGACAUGUGACUAGCAGAAAUUGAAUGUGUCCCUGAACAAAGGGAGGGGGGUCAAAAUCAAAAGUAAGUCAGUAUCUGGUGUGGCCACCAGCUGCAUUAAGUACUGCAGUGCAUCUCCUCCUCAUGGACUGCACCAGAUUUGCCAGUUCUUGCUGUGAGCUGUUACUCCAUUCUUCCACUGAGGCACCUGCAAGUUCCCAGACAUUUCUUGGGGUAAUGGCCCUAGCCAAUUCCCCCAAUGCAGAACACUGACAUUCCUGACUUGCAGGAAAUCAAACAGGGAACGAGCAGUAUGGCUGGUGGCAUUGUCAUGCUGGAGGGUCAUGUCAGGAUGAGCCUGCAGGAAGGGUACCACAUGUAACACACAGCAUUGAGAUUGCCUGCAAUGACAAGCUCAGUCCGAUAUGCUGUGACACACCAUGACAGACCCUCCACAUCCAAAUUGAUCCCGCUCAAGAGUACAGGCCUCAGUGUAACGCUCAUUCCUUCAACGAUAAACGCGAAUCCGACUAUCACCCCUGGUGAGACAACUGCGACUCGUCAGUGAAGUGCACUUUUUGCCAGUCCUGUCUGGUCCGUCGGCGGUGGGUGUGUGCCCAUAGGCGACGUUGUUGCCGGUGAUGUCUGGUGAGGACCUGCCUUACAACAGGCCUAUAAGCCCUCAGUCCAGCCUCUCUCAGCCUAUUGCGGCCUGUCUGAGCACUGAGGGAGGGAUUGUGCGCUCCUGGUGUAGCUCGGGCAGUUUCCAUCCUGUACCUGUCCCGCAGGUGUGAUGUUCGGUUGUACUGAUCCAGGUGUUGUUACACGUGGUCUGCCACUGUGAGGACGGUCAGCUGUCCGUCCUGUCUCCCUGUCUUCGGCGUCUCACAGUACGGACAUUGCAAUUUAUUUCCCUGGCCACAGCUGCAGUCUUCAUGCCUCCUUGCAGCAUGCCUAAGUCACGUUCACGCAGAUGAGCAGGGACCCAUGGCAUCUUUUUUUGUGUGUUUUUCAGAGUCAGUAGAAGGGCCUCUUUAGUAUCCUAAAUUUUCAUAACUGUGACCUUAAUUGCCUACCUGUAAGCUGUUUCUUAACAACCGUUCCAAAGGUGCAUGUUCAUUAAUUGUUUAUGGUUCAUUGAACAAGCAUGGGAAACAGUGUUUAAACCCUUUACAAUGAAGAUCUGUGAAGUUAUUUGGAUUUUUACAAAUUAUCUUUGAAAGACAGGGUCCUGAAAAGGGGAUGUUUCUUUUUUAUGCUGAGUUUUAUAAUCCAUCACUUUCCCUUUGUCUGUAGUUUGAGAGCAAUCCAAUGGAUUUGAAUCAUUUGAGGGAGUUUGAUUCAAAUGAACUGUGGUACACCGGUCUAUGGCCUGUCACAGGCAAAAGCAGUGAGGGGGGAGGAGCGCACUUCUCAAAUCGAGCAGUAGUCCACGCCGCUCGGUCAUGUUGUCAACUGGCAGCAUGGUGCAUCAUCCAGAAACACUUCCAUAAAAAUGUUUGAAUUUUCAAACUACUUUGCAUUGGGAAGGCAGAUAGUGUUUUGAUCAAAAGCAGUCACCUUUUUCACUUGAAACCAGUAUCCUAUGCCAUACUCCACGUGCUUAACCUACGUCAUUUUUGUUUUGAGACAAUUUUGCCAUCAGCCAGAGCGGGGCACCUGGCUUGAAAAAGAAUGCAAUCACUUUUCACCAGUGCAAAUUCCUCCCACUGUGGGCAACUGGGCCAGGUAAUCUAAUCCCCUCAGUGUUUCCAUUGCAGUCGUGCUAACAUGUAAAUAAACUUUGGUAAUACAUUAUGGAAUCUA